Molecule: messenger RNA, 1419 nt
Organism: Dendroctonus ponderosae (mountain pine beetle)
Lineage: Eukaryota; Metazoa; Arthropoda; Insecta; Coleoptera; Curculionidae
Exons: 7
Coding region: 110-1177 (355 amino acids)
Source: RefSeq, a predicted model, not a curated record
CACUUUUGCUGAUCGUAUAGCACUUGCUUUGCGGUGGUAGCUAAAUUUCGAAAUCGCGCAUUGUUAUCAUCGUACUCUGUAUAAGGACAUGCAGUAGCCCCAAUCUGAAAUGCUUUGGACUGUUCUUUUACCAUUUUUCCUCGGGUAUGUCACUAGAACUACUCUUGUGGAGGCACAUGGACGCCUCAUGGACCCUCCAGCGAGAAACUCGAUGUGGCGAUUCGGAUUUCCGAACCCAGUAAAUUACAAUGACAACGAAUUGUAUUGCGGUGGAUACACAGUACAGUGGGAGCAAAACGAAGGCAAAUGUGGCCUAUGUGGAGAUGCCUUCCAUGUUCAAGAACCGCGACCUCAUGAAGCUGGCGGCAUGUUCGCUAAAGGAAUAAUUACUCGCCAUUACAGUGUUGGGCAGAAAAUCGACAUAGAGGUGGAACUGACUGCGAACCAUUAUGGGAGAUUUGAGGUCUUUAUUUGCCCGAAUAACAACUACAAGCAGGAGGCCAGUCGGGAGUGUUUUGAGCGAUUUCCUCUAUACCUAACUGAGACGAAAGAUGUGGCCUUUGUUAUCCCGGAGGAUGGAGUAAAAAAAGCGGUGUUUCGAUAUCAAGUGCAGCUGCCACCAUACGUAACAUGCACCCAAUGCGUUUUACGAUGGAUUUACUAUACUGGUAACCAAUGGGGCGUUUGCGAUAACGGCACCCAUGCAGUCGGAUGUGGAAAGUCCGAAACGUUCAUCAACUGUGCUGAUAUUGCCAUUACCAGUAACGCAGCAGGCGCAAUUCCUCCGCUGUUUGUUGGCCAAGACAAUCCCUACCAGUUGUACUACCAAGACUACAGGCUGAGCGCUCCAUAUAACGUGUUACCAUUGGUGGUAAGAGAUCAAGUUUGUGUUGCCAAUAGUCUCUACAGGCUGAUACCGGGAAUAGACGAUUGGUGUAUGACGAAUUGUUUGAGGUAUCCUCCCAAUUGUCCAUCGGAAGUCUGCGAAUGUCCAUCAACAUGUGAAGCUGUAGGUGAAUUCAGCGGAAUUAGUGGCGCCGAUAUACAGUGUAUGGAUCAGUGUUUGGUCUACCCGUCCAAGAACUGUUCCAGGACUCAAUGUGCUUGUUACGAAGAAAACAACGGUUUGGAAACAUUCGAUCUCAAAGCCACCAAUAGUCCGGACAACACGAUUUAGCUGCAGAAUUGUAGCGGAAAAACCUGCAAGAAGAAAAAUUUUGGGCAACCACAUAUAAAUAUUUAUAAUUAGCUUUAUUGGUUUCAUAUCGGAGAGUUUGCGUUUUAGUAGCUGGUUAAACCAGUUGAGGCAGGGUCGAUGAUAUUUGCCCACAUUUUUCUUUCCAAUAAAACCCACAAUUAACUAAAAGCUUUUUAAAUUGGCAUCAUAAAAUAUUUGAAAUAUAUGCGGGUUUUAUUGAG